Messenger RNA from Pelobates fuscus (common spadefoot toad), 995 nucleotides. It is a transcript of the gene RNF212, whose product is annotated as ring finger protein 212. The record is from RefSeq and is a predicted model, not a curated record. The transcript is spliced from 11 exons. Gene Ontology annotation, biological process: homologous chromosome pairing at meiosis; protein sumoylation; reciprocal meiotic recombination. Gene Ontology annotation, cellular component: synaptonemal complex. NCBI's taxonomy places the organism in Eukaryota, Metazoa, Chordata, Amphibia, Anura, Pelobatidae. Gene Ontology annotation, molecular function: SUMO transferase activity. The coding region runs from base 1 to 846 and encodes 281 amino acids.
AUGGCGUCCUCGCUGCGCUGUAAUAUCUGCUAUCGGUAUCCGGCCAGGGAGGCUGCCAGCUUCUCUCUGACCAGCUGCGGCCAUGUGCUGUGCGAGCUGUGUCUGCAGAGAGGAACAAAUGACGUGUGCACAGUAUGCAAAUCUGUUUGCCGGACAAUAUUACUUAACAACCAGACAAGUCCUGAUGUCAAAUUACUUUUCGUGGAUAUUAAUGUACUCUGCAAAAAGUUUUCAAAAGAAUUUACUCAAGUUCUAGAAUUUCAGGAAAGUCACAGAAAAAGAUUACUAUCUUUUUACAAAGGAAAAAUUGUAAAACUUGAAGAAAACAUUGAGAAGUUGACUGAAAAAAUACAAAGUGUCAGCCAAAAACCUACCCCGUCGUCUUAUCGAAUUCAAGUUCCAAAUACAGUAAAAACAUCUAGCUCAUCUGCACAAUCAGAAAUCAAGUCUGGUUAUUCUCCCUAUUCUCUUCCAUUCCCAAGGCAACCUGCUUUUCAUAAAGCUGGCAUAAUGGCCGUUGAACCAGAUACAUCGAAAAAGAACCAUGAAACUGUCACUGGAGCAACUAGAAUGUCACUGAUAAGUCCACCACAAGAUGGACGUAUGGGACACAUUUCAGGCAGAACUAUUCCAGGUCCAUUAAGGUCAUCUAAGUUAGGAAGCUCACAACAGAUAAAUGCCCUCCGUCAAUUUUCACAAGACACAUUGCAAACAAACAAAACAGUCGCUUGGGACAUGUCUACACAAAGGACACCUCAACUAUACCAGCGAACACCACAGUCAUCGCAGUCAACUGUAAUAAAACACCCCAUAAGUCUCAGUGGUUUCUUACAGAAACGCCCUUGAAGUUCAAUAUUCUUCUGUAUUGUAGGUGAAUUACUAUCUUUUUGGAUGUUUAGAGUAUUAAGAAGAGAUUUAAUAAAUAUGUUAUGUUACUGUAUUGCUUUUGGGUUUUUGUCAUUAGACAUUUUAAAUAAACUUCAUUGGAAACUGUU